AUGCCACCCGUACCUAGUCAGAAAGGGACGGGCAAGAAGGGUUCCGGUGUCGUUCGACAGCGCAGUCGGAACACAACCCCGAACGCCGCUCCUCCUCCCGGGACCGCUGGCUUGCCUCAGGGCGAUACUAUUGAAACCGACUUCAUCAAGGAUCUCAAGUUCGAGUCGCUACCAACGAUAACAUAUGAGGACCUGAUCGAGUCUGGCGCCUCAAAUGCCAACAUACCAGAUUCAAAGAGCCUCGACGGCUUGAUCAAUCGCUUGACCAAGAUCCAUGACAUAAUCGAAGGUCGAGGUUCGUAUUGCGACCGUGGCAUGCGACUUGUGGCUGGUGAGCGAAGUAAGAUGCAUUUUGAGGACGUGUCUUCGGCUGGACGAGAGGACGAAAAGCCACGACGUGACGACGAUGAAAAGAAGGCCAACAAGAAGAAGAGAAAGGCGACCGAUAGUCUUGCACCUCAGGACGCCAAAGUUGAUCGAUCAUCGCCCUUGCGCGAUCCAAACAGCAAGCCCCGCAAACACUCGCGAGACAACGAUUCGGCAAGCUCUUCUCUAUCACCGGUUGCUAAGGAAACGCCAGGCGCCAUGGAUGUAGACGAAAAGCCCAAGACCCAGGAAAAGGCCGAGGAAGAGGAGGAAGAAGAAAGCUCUGAAGAUGAAGGCGCACCCCCUAGACGUGAGGCACCGCAGUUCCAGACAUUUGGUGAAGACCCUUCCACGUUCCCGGAUCCGACCGUUUACGAAAUUCGCGAGGUCACACCCGACAUGACGCCCGACCAGCGCCGGGAGAUUUAUAGCGUUGCCGUGUACCCAGAGUCGGAUCUUGCCGACCUGAUUGCGGGCGACCCGCCCGACCAGGAUUUCAGCAGUGGAAAGGCUUCAAACCAGAUCGCAGCAAGUACCUUUGCAACCUAUACCGAACCUUACUUCAGACCUUUUAAUGAAGAGGACUUGGCUUUCCUGAGAGAGCGCGGCGAUCGCGUAGCCCCCUUUGUCAUGCCCAAGCGAGGCAAGCGUCACUAUACCGAAAUCUGGGCAGAAGAAGAUGGUGCCACGUCCAUGGAUACAACUUCGCCCGGCCGCGACAAACUUCCCCCGAAUCAGCCUAGAGGCAAUAUUGAUCACAUGGAUGAUGAUGUGGCCGAGACUGACAAGCUCUCUGUCGGCCCCAUCCUCUCGAGACUGUUACAAGCUAUGCGCCCAGAGGCACGUGCUCAACCCUCCGAGGACAAGCCCAUGAUCAACGGCAUCAACGGCGAUUCUGAAGUCAAGGCUGAAACAAAUGGUGAAGUCAACGGAUUGAAUGAUGAAGACGGGAAGAGCUUACCGCCUGCAUCAUGCAUGCCCGAGUCGAGCAGCGAGGCGUGGAAGAAGGCUACCCACCCAAAAUUGGACUACACUCAGGUUGACGAAAGGAUCAAGCAGGAGCUUCGUCAUAUCGGCUUUUUGCCUGAGGAUGGCUUUGAUGGAGAUUAUGACGGGCACUACGAUGAUGAAGUCGCAGCACGACUUCGGCUCCUUCAAAAUCGCCUUCGCGACCAAAUCCUCAUUAAUGGCGCUCGUAAGGCUCGGUUGACUGAGCUCGUUAAGGAACGCAUGGCGCAUCAAGAGUAUCAAACUAUCCUCGAGGAUCUCGACAGUCAGGUCCAAGGCGCCUAUCUUAAGAGGACGCGCACCCUGGGCAAGUCCAAGAAGAACAAGCGACCUGGAGGUGCGGGCGGAGGCAAUCAAGCUGCUGGUGGUGGAGCUGCCGGCAUGGCGCGGCCUGGCAUUGGCGAUGUUGCCAAGACACUCAUGGAGCGUCGCCGCCGGUGGAUUGACAGCAUCGGUACAGUGUUUGAUGAUCCAAACCUGGGCAAGGUGCCUCGAGCAACAGAUCCGGGAAGUUCAAUCUUCAAACCCGAAGACAUGCAGCCACUCGUAAAGGUCGAGCGCCAGAAUUGGGACGAGGAAGUUGAAGAAGAGUAA
This is a messenger RNA of Pestalotiopsis fici W106-1, 1968 nucleotides long. RefSeq lists its product as uncharacterized. Gene Ontology annotation, molecular function: transcription coactivator activity. NCBI's taxonomy places the organism in Eukaryota, Fungi, Ascomycota, Sordariomycetes, Amphisphaeriales, Sporocadaceae. The record is from RefSeq and is a predicted model, not a curated record. Gene Ontology annotation, biological process: regulation of transcription by RNA polymerase II. Gene Ontology annotation, cellular component: SAGA complex. The coding region runs from base 1 to 1968 and encodes 655 amino acids. The transcript is spliced from 2 exons.